CCACCUGUUGGUAAAAUCUAGAACAGCUAAAAUUCAGAUUUGGUGCCUACUUCAUAUUUGUAGUUAAAUUUACACCAAAUAGAGGUUAUAAAUUUAUAAAAGUUCCUAAAGAAGAUGAGUGAGUUAGAUGAACUUAACUGUGUUUCCACAAAUAAAAGUCCGACGAAAUUAACUACAACAGGAAAAAUAUUAAUUGGGAUCAGCGGUGGCGUUGCAAUCGGAUUAAGUUUGAUCUGCGCACCAUUUGUAAGUCCUGCUUUGCGCAAGUUCUGCUUACCAUAUAUUCCCGCCACCGAUGUUCAAAUAAAGAACGUGUUGACCGCCCUCGGUAAGCGGGAAGGUAAACUUUUGGAUUUGGGAUCAGGGGAUGGGCGGAUCGUAUUCGAAGUAGCAACCAGACAUCCGCAGAUCAUUGGUCACGGGGUGGAGUUAAAUCCAUGGUUAGUUCUUUACUCGCGAAUCGACGCUUUUAAGAGGGGAAAAUCCGUAAGUUCGCGCACGAAUUUCUUCAGAAAAAAUCUGUGGAAAUACGGCAUCUCUGAUUACGAUAAUAUAGUCAUAUUUGGCGUCGAGCAGAUGAUGGCAGAUUUGGAGAAGAAAUUCAUAGCUGAAUGCAAGAGCGAUUGCAAGAUUAUAGCCUGUAGAUUUCCGCUUCCAAAUUUAAAACCUAUUAGAACAGUCGGAGAAGGCGUUGAUACUGUAUGGUUAUAUGAAAUGUCAAAAUAAAAGUUUAAAAUAUCUUUGAUUAA
Molecule: messenger RNA, 749 nt
Organism: Nicrophorus vespilloides
Lineage: Eukaryota; Metazoa; Arthropoda; Insecta; Coleoptera; Silphidae
Product: protein FAM173B
Exons: 3
Coding region: 115-726 (203 amino acids)
Biological process (GO): peptidyl-lysine trimethylation; regulation of mitochondrial ATP synthesis coupled proton transport; positive regulation of proton-transporting ATP synthase activity, rotational mechanism
Cellular component (GO): mitochondrion
Molecular function (GO): protein-lysine N-methyltransferase activity
Source: RefSeq, a predicted model, not a curated record